Hydatigera taeniaeformis is the source of this 645-nucleotide messenger RNA. NCBI's taxonomy places the organism in Eukaryota, Metazoa, Platyhelminthes, Cestoda, Cyclophyllidea, Taeniidae. The record is from the annotation of a GenBank genome assembly.
AUGGUCAUUCAUGUGCCCAUUACCAGUGCCAAGGAAGGGAGGCAAUCAGAGGACGUUAGUUGUUGGUCUGCCUUCCAUAUUCAAUUUGGAAGGCUCCAACCUCUUCGCCUUCACUUACUUUUUGAGUGGAACUGUGCAGUUUCCAGCAACAGCAUUGCUGCUGCUAUUAUUAGUUUUAGUGAGGGUGGAGUACCGCCCUCACCAGUCGUUGAUUCAACACAGACUUUACAAGGCUUCCUUGCCUCGGAGCCUCGACAUCUCGGUGCCACAGAAUUGAAGGUUGAAAUUCCUCGAGGCACCGCUCUGCCACAUGUUCCAGACUUGGCUCUAACGGGACCAAUGGCAGUGAUGGAUGCAGAGGGCUUGUCGGAACCAACAACGGAGGCAUCCGAAACGGUGACUGCUGUAAUUCACGCGGUUGGUGAGAUGGAGGCUCGAUUAACUCGCCAACGCCAUCCCACUGUCACGCUCUUCAUUGUAGAGGCUUUAACCCUCGCCCGGGAUGGCGGCAUCCUGGAUUGGGAUGAUCGUGUCUGUGAUGUGUUGGAUGACAGGGAGUUGGUGAGUUGUGAAACAGUAAUUUGCCCUCAUUUGUCACUUCUGGAAUGUUUAGAAGGGGAUUUAGACUUAGCUAAGGUGAUGUGA